AGUCGUGGUUAUAAACCUUUGUUUAUACUACCUUACCCACCAUUUCUUAACCCAAUUGAAAAGCGUUGGUCUAAAAUUAAAGAUCAUGUCAAAAGGAAUCCACUCUCCUCAUUGGAUACUUUAACUCCCAGAAUUCAAGCAGCUUGUAGAAGCGUUACCACAGAAGAUUGUCUUGGAUGGAUCAAGCAUGCAGAAGGCUUCUGGGAUAGAUAUCUCGAUAAAGAAUUAGGUCUUGCUUGA
Rhizopus microsporus ATCC 52813 is the source of this 240-nucleotide messenger RNA. RefSeq lists its product as uncharacterized. NCBI's taxonomy places the organism in Eukaryota, Fungi, Mucoromycota, Mucoromycetes, Mucorales, Rhizopodaceae. Gene Ontology annotation, molecular function: nucleic acid binding. The annotation marks the transcript as partial. The transcript has a single exon. The record is from RefSeq and is a predicted model, not a curated record.